AUUGGAUCCCAAAUCAAGGCCCAGUCGAUGUAAUGUUCUCGUCCUUAUGCCCAGCGGACGCAUGUUCCCUGCCGAGUCCUGCGGUUGCUGCCCAAAACCCUAUGCAGCACCGGAUCCUUCGACUCCUCAUUUCCUGUCCUGACAUGCGCGGUUGAGGGCAAGAUCAACAUACAGGAGUUGGCUAUGUCCCGCUGGUGGAGUCUCGCUGUGAUUUACUGCCGGGUCCAUCCAUGGCUAUGUACCCCAGUAUGCCUGGUGCAGCUCCACUGAUUGCACGGAAAACUGGCAGGGCGUCUAGCUCCGGGAGUUAUUGUCUGGCUGCUGCGCCGGCGGACUUCCUUAUUGCUCUUCAUCGUCCCUUGUUCUCCCGGACGUCUCUGGCUCAAUCGAUCCCCCUCAACCCUGUCGGCGAGGCACGGUGGAGACCUGGCUCGAUUGGCCCUGGAAGCAAGAUGGAUUCGUUGUUUUCCGUAUACUUGCCAUAUCUCACGCGGCCUUUGAAAUUAAAAGCUUAUCUGGUGCCGUGGGCCGUCCACCCUCUUAUUUUAUUUUAUUUUUUCCCACAUUAUCUGCUACUUUGCUAUAAUAAAACGCCCCAUUCUACUCGCUGUCAGGCACCAUUCUGAAAGGUCUGGACUGAACAGGCUGAGGUUGCCUCGCCAUUGUGUAUACCCGUUCAUUCUUCUAUAUAAAACAUCAGCCUCAUGUCCACGGUCCUUUCACCCUCAUUGAUCGCAAUGUCUUCAGGUCUCAGUUAUUUCUCACGAG
Aspergillus piperis CBS 112811 is the source of this 768-nucleotide messenger RNA. RefSeq lists its product as uncharacterized. The record is from RefSeq and is a predicted model, not a curated record. The transcript is spliced from 3 exons. Bases 231 to 626 code for a protein of 131 amino acids. Lineage: Eukaryota; Fungi; Ascomycota; Eurotiomycetes; Eurotiales; Aspergillaceae.